GAGAAAUUUAACAUAAAAAAUACAAAUGCAGUUAAUACUUAGAGCUCUGACUUCAGUCAGAAUUUCAACAUCAUGAUUCCAAGUGUUUUAGAGUUUGAAAGUUCACAUAAAUUUCAGGGAUGCAAUGGGUUUGAUACAGAAUCAAAAAGAGUUUCAUUUCUAGAAAAAGUCCAGGAGUCUUUAAAACGAACAGGAGGAAGAUUAGUUUAUGAUAAACCAUUAGAUUUAAUUUAUGUUCUUAACCAAGCUCUAUAUGAUGAGUUACCACAUACAAGAUGCAUAGCAAUGACGAUUUUAAUUGAUGCAAUACCACUGUAUGGAAUGGAACUUGAUAAUCAUUUAAAGUUGCUAUUUCCUGGAAUUCUUGACAAUCUAGUUAAUCGUAAUCUACCAGUAAAAAGAUGCGCUCUUCAAGUGCUGCAUUUAUAUUUUAAAAGAAAUGCUGAUAAAUCCCUUAUUAUUGACAGUUUAUUGCGUCAUGGUUUUACAAACAGUAAUAAAGUACUGCGCAAUGAAGUAUUUUUAAUUGUUCCUGCAUUGGUUCGUUCAGGUUUUAAUAAAAAAGAUUUGAAAGAACUAUUUGUAUCAGUUUUAAAAAUACUGCCACAGAUUGAUGUUGCAGAAUCCAAACUUCCAGUCUUGCUGUGUCUUGAACACAUAAAGGAUAGUAUUGGUGAAGAGUUUACUAGUUUCUUAACAUCAUUAGAAAAGAAUUUGAUUGAUUCAUAUAACAAUAUAAUGCUUAAAACAAGUUUUUCAAGGAAAGAAAAUAUUAUAAGUAGAGGGAAGCUUAUAGCUGUAAAUGAAUCUCCAAAUUUUAAGGAGUCUUUUCAUGUUGAAAAUAAAUUAUCUUGUGAUCUACUUUUCGGAUUUCUUCCACAGACAGUUAUGGAUAAAUUGAAUAAUCGUGCCAGUUUAGAAGAUCGCUCAUAUGCUUGCAAUGAGUUUAUUAAGCAUCUUUCUUCUGCAGAGGUUAUACUAGUUCAAAGCAAUGCUGAAUCAAUUUUAGAGAUUAUAAGUACACUACUUGUGGAGUCUGAUUUAAGUGUUGCCCUGCCAGCACUAUCUCUCUUACAUAGAUUAAUUACAAUUAUUGGUCAUAGUGUUAAAGAACACUUAAACAUUUUAACAAAUCUUAUGCUUAAAAUAAUGAAUGAUCCUAGAGCUGUACUUAGAAAAUUGAACCUAUGUAUUGGGUUAACAGUCAUGCACAAUCUCUCUCCAGAUGUUUUUUUUCAAAAUAUUAUACCACAUUUAUUCAACAAAAGCGCAAGAGUUAGAGAAGAAAUAAUUAAUAUGAUUAUUGGAGGUUUACUUACCUUUCCAGCAUCUAGUUUUAAUUUGAAACAGCUUCCAUCACAAAUAACCUUUUGUUUGUUAGAUAAAAAGAAAAGAGUCAGACAUGCAUGUUUAGAAUGCUUAGCAGUUCUUGCUCAUUCUCUGGGAUCAGGACAUCUAAAACCUUUAGUUUUAGCAGUUGACAAUCUUGAAUCACAAUAUGAAGGAGUGUUAGCUGCUGUUCAAGCACGGUUAAGCCGCUCUUUGCUUCCAAGUAUAAACGAAGAAGGUCUUAUUCAAUAUGCUUUAGUAAUACCUUCAAAUGUUGAUAAAAUGGUUUGUCACUUGCCAGAUGUUGCAUGGAUUCUUUCUGGGACUGUUGUAAAUAAUCACAACAAUUAUGAGAGUCAAUUGCAUAGCAAUUCUAGUGCUAUCAAAAGUCAUCUCCAUAAACAUAAUGGUAUAGAAGAUACAAAUUUACAGUUUGUUUCACAAAGAAGUGCUGUUGUUCGUAGUGCACCAGUUUACCAGAUAUCGAACGAAGUUGUUGAUCAUAAAUUAUCUGAUUUAUUGACUACUCGAAAUUUAAAGCAAAAACAAAGUGAAAAAAACAAAUCAUUUGAGAAUGACUUAGAUAAUGAUCAAGCUUUCCUUCGAUCAGAGUCAAACAGCUCAUAUUUUGAAAUGUACAAAACAAAAAUGAAGCAGAUAAAAGCUGCAGGACUGCAAGCUGAUAUUAAUGUUCUUCAAAACGUUCUCCCUAUGAAUAAUAGAUCAAACUUCCACUCUCCUGAAAUGUUAAAAAAUACAUUGAAAAUUGAACCGUACUCAAGAUCAUUUGUCACAAGUCCCAAUUUUAAUAUAUCACCUGUUAACUGUGGAGUCUCUUUGUCCCCUUUAGGUUUUUUGUCUACUGGAAGAAGCAAUGCCCACUCUGAUAAACAAGAUCAUGACCAACAAAUACCAAUAAAGCCUACUUUAGUUCGAUCUGCUUCAAGCAAAAGAAAUACAAGUGCUUCACUUAAAAAAGAGGACCUUCUUCAAGUUGAUGAUCUCGCUCACACACUACCAAAAUGUCGAAGUCAACUGCGUCGGAUUUCUGGAAUUAUGGAUUCUCCAUUCCCUUUGCGUCCUACCAUACAUAGAACACCAUCAGGACGCAUGUCAGGAAAGUGUGUUUUUGAAAUUGAACAUCAGAGUGAUUCAUCAAAUCUUGAAAAUAUGAAAAUGUUAAGCAUCUCAUCGCCAGCUAUAACAGACAAUGCAUUUACUCAAGAAAUAACCUCAGAGAAAGAUAUUAUCUUUGAUAGGAAUAUGAAAUCUCCAUUUAUCAAAACACCAAAAGCAAGAGUUAUGAAAUCCCCAAUAAAUAGCAUAAAAAAUGAAACCGACUUUACAGACAGAAAGUAUUUUAAAAACUCUACAGAUCAAUCAUUAAAAAUGCAAAGUGCUUUUCAAGAUAAUAACAACAAUACUGCUUCAUUUGAUACUGAUAGUGUUGAUAAUCAAGGCUUUAUAAAGUCCUCAAGUGUUAAGAAAGCUAGAUCAAAAAAUCACGACCUUUCAAAACAAGACCAAAAGUUACAUAAAAAACACAAAGGAAAAAUUGAACAGCAAGAGUUAAGAAUGCAAGAGGAGGUAAGACUGUGGAAAGAGAGUGAGGAGCAGAGGAAAGAAGAAGAUAAGAAAUAUAUACUGGAAGACAUCAAGAAAAGUUAUGUUGUAAAAAAAGUUCCAAAAACUAAAGAAAGGAUAGAAAUCAAAGAUGUUUCAGAUGCUUGUAUAGAAAAUUUAGAUGAACAGAUAGAUUUGCGCAGAAGUGUUGAGAAAAAAGAUUUUUCUAACAACUUAAAUUGUUUAAAUACUUCACUGGAUUCGCCUGAUAGUUCAGGGUUUAUUGCCCAAACAAAAAACACAUCAAGAAAGUCUUUGCAGGUUAUUGAAAACCAGCUGGUUACAAGAGACCUGCCUAGCUGCUCUCCUGUUGAAUGUAAAGUUGAUGAACCAGACACUUUACAAAACAAUGUGUCAUCCAUUACUAUUGCUUUGCAGCUGCUAAAAAGUAGUCAAGAAGAAUGGGAAAACAAAUGUGAAGGGAUAACUAUGGUUCGCCAGCUUUUAAGGACUCAUCAAGAUGCUGUGAUCGGACAGUUUCAUCUGGUUGUAGAGGCUGUUUUAAAUGAGGUCAAAAAUCUUCGCUCACAAGUUACUCGUGCAGCACUAGGUUGUGUAGCUGAGCUGUUUGAAUAUGUUCCAAAAAUGGCUGAAUCAGAGACAGAGGUUAUUUUAAAAGGGAUUCUGCAGAAAGCUGCAGACACAAAUCAAUUUAUUCGCCAAGAUGUAGAUACAGUGAUGACAUAUUUUGUUGCUAACAUUAAUCCAGUAAAGGCGGUAUCUGCCUUAAUAGCUUUUGGUACCAGUCAUCGAAAUGGGCAAAUUCGUAAAAUCUGUGCAAAAGCCAUGGCUGAUAUUGCUGAGAAAAUUGGUUAUUCUCGUUUAUUGUCAAUUCACAAAGAUAUUCUUGUUGUUUCUGCAAAGUUAGCAACUGAUUCCCAGCAAGAUUCACGAUAUCAUGGCAGACGUAUUUUAAAUUAUUUACUUGACUGUCCAGAUUUAGAUAAACUUAUUGUUAAAGACCUUCCAAAAGCAAACAUCAUAGCAGUUCAAGAAGUCAUUGAAAAUCUUCGACAAAAGGGUUUAGGAGAGCCACCUACUGGUUCUGCUACUUCUCGGGUUUUGCAGAGUUCUUCAGGGCUAUCUCCUACUAAAAGUAGCAAGAUUAGAGCACAACACAUCUCUCAUGAAGAAGAUAAUUCAAGGUUAACACAGAGAAAAAAGAAAACAAGGUUGAAAGAACUAACAGAUGUUGGAAAAGCAAUUGAUAUGGAUUCUUUACAAAAGCUAGAAUCUGCAAAUUGGAAUGAACGGUAUUCUGGGUUAGAUGAUUUUUACAACUUAGUGUCUAUGAAUCCAACUGCUGUUUCUGCUCAAGUUGUUAAGAUAUUCGACAAGUUUUCUCCAAGAUUGUGUGAUUCUAACAGCAAAGUAAGUCUUUAUGCUUUGCAAAUUUUAAAUCGAUGUAUUCCAAUUUUACGUAAUGGAAUUUCACCUGCAGCUACAAUUCUAAUUGAGAAUUUAAAAACUUUAUUGGCAUCUAAAAAUGAUACCAUAUUUAGUGCUGCCAAAGAUUGCAUGGUAUCCUUGACUAAACUAGUUGAUAAUAACACUCUUGUGUUGCCACUAGCCACAGCAGUCCAGUAUUCUAAUUCAAGAAACAGAGCAGAAUUAACUGAUCUCUUAAAUGAUAUCAUUCCAACAGUGUUUGCACGAAAGCCUGGCACUAUACAUAGAGUGAUACUUCCAGUGUUAUGGAAAUUAUUAGCAAUGCCUUAUAGUAAUGAGUCAUCUCCUGGUCAUAUAUCAAUGCAAGAAGCUCUAGUAAAGUUCAUUCAUACACUUUAUGAUUGCAUUGGUAUAGAGCUUAAAAAUGAAGCUGCAACAAAAGAACCUAUUAUAUUGCAACGAAUUGAAGAAUUAAUAGGAUAGAAGAUCUUGCAGUACUGGGGAGUAAAAAUAUCUUUAUCUCCUUUUUAUCAGUAAAGAUAUAAAUAAAGCUUCUCGAAUUCAUUUUAGUUAACUGUAACUAAAAUUAAAAA
Messenger RNA from Hydra vulgaris (swiftwater hydra), 4934 nucleotides. Its product is annotated as TOG array regulator of axonemal microtubules protein 1. Gene Ontology annotation, molecular function: microtubule binding. Gene Ontology annotation, biological process: microtubule cytoskeleton organization. The record is from RefSeq and is a predicted model, not a curated record. NCBI's taxonomy places the organism in Eukaryota, Metazoa, Cnidaria, Hydrozoa, Anthoathecata, Hydridae. Gene Ontology annotation, cellular component: cilium; cytoplasmic microtubule.